Molecule: messenger RNA, 1221 nt
Organism: Purpureocillium lilacinum
Lineage: Eukaryota; Fungi; Ascomycota; Sordariomycetes; Hypocreales; Ophiocordycipitaceae
Source: RefSeq, a predicted model, not a curated record
AUGAGCAUCAAAGCCUUGCCCGUCAUCGCGUUGGCCGCGUUCGGCAUGUUUGUCCACGACCGCAGCCGCAUCUUCUCCUUCUUCUUGAACAACUCGCCGGAGAAGAUGCCCACCAUCAACACGUUCCGGAGCCACAGCGUCAAGUUUGCGGACCGGAUCCGCAGCUGCGAGGACUUUUUGCUGAUCGAGGACCGGGGCGUGGCCAUUGCGGCGUGCGAUCCCGGACGGGAGCGGUGGAACACGGUCAUGGGCGUCAACGUGCCGGGCCCCGUGUCCAGCGCCGAGCUCUACAUCUACGACUACAAGGACGCCUCGCUGCCCGACGCCGCGGCGCUCAAGCGCGUCUCGCUCGUCGACUUCCCCGGCAAGGACGACUUCCACACGCUGGGCUUCGCGUUUGACGAGGCGACGUCGACGCUGUACAUGUCGAGCCACGCCAAGGCGGGCCCGCGCAUCGAGGUAUUCACGCUCGACAUCGACGCCCUCACGGCGACGCACCGCGCGACGGUCCAGCACCCGCUGCUCAACGGGCCCAACGCCCUCGCGCUGCUCGGCCCCGACGAGCUGCUCGUGACCAACGACCACCGCUUCCCCGCGCGCGACUACAAGCUCCUCUCCAAGGCGGAGACGUUCCUCGGCCCGCCCACCGGCACCGUCGUGCACCUCAAGCUCACGCCCAACGGCCAGCACGCCGUCCACGACGCGCGGGUCCUCGCGCGCGUACCCUUCGCCAACGGCGUGGAGCUGCUCAACCACAGCACCGUCGCCGUCGCAUCCACCAGCCGCGGGGCCGUCUACCUCUUCGACCUCGCCGAAGACGAGAAGAAGACGAAAAAGCACGGCGAGCAGCGCCUGCGCAUGAAGUACAGGACGCAGAUCCGCACGCCCUUCCUGCCAGACAACCUGUCGCGCGCGGCGGACGGGCGGCUGCUCAUCGCGGGACACCCACACCCGCCGAGCCUGCAGCGCUUCACGCAGACGCGGCACGUGUGCAACGGCGGCGCGGCGGAGCUGAAGCGCGCAGACGAGGAGACGAGGCGGUACUGCGAGACGGGCACGGCGCCGUCGUGGGUCGCCGAGUGGAGCGACGAGGAGGGCCUGCGGAGCUUGUACGCGGGCGUGGAGUAUCCGACGAGCGCGACGGCGGCGCGGGAUGUGAAGCGGGGGGUGGGCAUCGUGGGCGGGCUGUAUGCCAAGGGGCUGCUGGUGUGGAGGGACUGA